CCGCAUCGAUUGGCCUCGUUCAGCAGGCUGAUUCAAAUACCACCUCGAGCUCGUCACCAGAAACCGCAAUCCAGACCUCCCCUUCCCCAAAGAUGAUGUCCGGAACGAGUCUUCGGGCAGCACGGCAGCUCGCGAGCCGGGCUCGCCUUUCGGCUCGUGGCUUUGCCGUGUCGGCCCGGCAAUUGGACUCGGCCGCCGCCGUCGCAACGCCCAAGGAGACCGCGCCCCAGACCACCGAUCCGUCCGCGCAGCCGACCGAGGUCCUCCAGGCCCCGAACCGCACUGAUGUCUGGGCUCGGAGCCAGAAGCCGCGCUCCAAGGCCAUGACAGGGCCGCGCUUCGAGCAGACAGACUUCAGCCUUCAGCCCCAACCCUACUCUGCCAUGGAGCUGGUGCACAAGCAGCCUGUCCGGUGGACGCACGAUCGUGUAGUCGCAUGUGAUGGCGGCGGCGGCCCAGCUGGCCACCCGAGGAUAUUCAUCAACACGGACAAGCCAGAGAUUUGCGCCUGUGGCUACUGCGGGCUGCCAUUUGCCAACGAACAUCACCGGAAGCAUCUGGAGUCCCUUCCACAAACUUCAUACCCACUCGCAUAGGCUCAAUAGAGUACCAGGCAUUCGAGGGGGGUGCCGCUGUUGCUUUCUGUUGUACGUAAAUGGGGCAGGAAUCAAAUGUUUGUUUUCUGCUGCCUGAAUACCAAGGUACUCGGAAAUGAAGAGGUUUUGCGGCAGCUACGGCUCCAAACUUCAGUUCCCACCGGCAUCCAAUGUCAGCCAUCUAUCACGGAUCUUUGCAGAGACAUGUGACCGCAAGUAAGGUGCCGAAGCGUUUAGGGCCAUUGCCGGGCUAUGUCGGAGAAGUUGCACUAGUUCAACAACACACCAAAAGAUGUGAAACGUUGCCAUUUGGUUUCUCCCGCCCGCUGCCACACCCAGCCGCCUCAAAAAUUGGCAGCGACUUACCGCUACGACAUCGGAAUACUGAUUUGCCGAGCUAGUGUCUGGGGGCUCACAUAUCCGACAAUGGAGCCUGAGCAGUAUACGAGGUUGCUCACCGCCCCGGCUGGCCACAUUUUUCUUGUUGUGACGACCUAUUUACAUAUAUAACGAUCAACAUGCUAAAAUGGCUCGCUAGGUAUCAAAGGGAUACAUAUGUCGGCUAAUUGGGAACGCAUGAGAAGAUAAAAAGAAGUGCCACCAGUUUUGGGUUUCAAGGUUGUGCGCGCCAUUCAUACCAGCCUGUCUCAACGUUCCGCAAGCUCCGAUCCUCCGAAAACA
This is a messenger RNA of Gaeumannomyces tritici R3-111a-1, 1277 nucleotides long. RefSeq lists its product as hypothetical. Gene Ontology annotation, biological process: mitochondrial electron transport, NADH to ubiquinone. The record is from RefSeq and is a predicted model, not a curated record. NCBI's taxonomy places the organism in Eukaryota, Fungi, Ascomycota, Sordariomycetes, Magnaporthales, Magnaporthaceae. The coding region runs from base 93 to 596 and encodes 167 amino acids. The transcript has 3 exons.